Anopheles merus is the source of this 1741-nucleotide messenger RNA. RefSeq names its product cytochrome P450 4c3-like. The transcript is spliced from 5 exons. NCBI's taxonomy places the organism in Eukaryota, Metazoa, Arthropoda, Insecta, Diptera, Culicidae. The coding region runs from base 1 to 1647 and encodes 548 amino acids. The record is from RefSeq and is a predicted model, not a curated record. Gene Ontology annotation, molecular function: monooxygenase activity; heme binding; iron ion binding.
AUGGCUUACGGUGAUCCUGUGCUGCUUGCCUCCAGCAUCGGAGCAGGGUCCAACAGCUGGACCAGGCAGCAGUUUAUCGAGAGUGUGCCGAAAACUAGUGUGCUGCUGCUGCUGAGCUUCAUCUUUAUCGUUUGCUGCUUGGCAGCGUACCUGGAGCGCUAUCGGCGCUUGGUGCGACACAUCAACUGCAUCCCCGGCCCGGCCACGCUGCCAGUCAUCGGCAAUGCCCUGCUUAUCAACGCUGACCGCGAAGAACUGUUCAAUCGCAUCAUCGCAUCCCGAAAGCUGUAUGGACGCCGCCAGGGUAUAACGCGCAUCUGGAACGGGAUGACGCCUUACGUGCUGAUCUCGCAGGCGCAAGCAGUUGAGAAAAUACUGAGCAGCACCAAAAACAUUGAGAAAGGCCGUGACUACGAGUUUCUCCAGCCCUGGCUCGGGACCGGGCUGCUGACGAGCCCGGCCAGCAAGUGGCAGCACCGGCGCAAGAUCCUGACGCCCACGUUUCACUUCCGCAUACUGGCCGACUUUGUGGAGGUGUUCAACAAGCAGGCGACGGUGCUGGUCGAGAAGCUGGCAAAGGAGCUGGACAAUGAGGCAGGCUUCGACUGUGUGCGCUACAUCACGCUCUGCUCGCUGGACAUUAUCUGCGAAACUGCCAUGGGAUGUCCGGUGUACGCACAGCGCCAGUCCGACUCGGAGUACGUGCGGGCACACGAGAAAAUCGGCGAGAUAAUGCUGAACCGGCUGCAAAAGCUCUGGCUCCAUCCGGACAUCAUCUUCCGCUGUACGCGGCAGUACCGGGAGCAGCAGAAGUGUCUCGACAUCCUUCACCGGUUCUCCUACCGCAUGAUCACGGAGCGGCGGUCCAUUAUUCAAACUGGCAGCAUGGUGAAGCAGGCCAACACGGAGGACGGGCUCGAUGCGAACAACAACAACUGCGAGGGCAGCGGGCGUAAGCAACUCGCCUUUCUCGAUCUGCUGAUCGAAGCGUCCGACGGUGGUCGGAUACUGUCCGACACGGAUAUACGCGAGGAGGUGGACACGUUCAUUCUCGGCGGGCACGAUACGACGGCGACCUCCAUCUCCUGGACCCUGUUCCUACUCGGCACGGACCCGACCGUCCAGGAGCGGGUAGUACAGGAGAUCGAGUGCGUGAUGGGCGACGGCGGCGAACGGUGGCCAACGAUGCGCGAGCUGAGCGAGAUGCGAUAUCUGGAGGCGUGCAUUAAGGAAGGGUUGCGGCUGUACCCGAGCAUUCCGAUCAUUGGCCGACGGCUGACGGAGGACGUGCGGCUGGCCGACCAUGUGCUGCCGGCGGGUACGAACGCCGUCAUCGUCGUGUACCAGCUGCACCGCGAUCCGGCCGUCUUUCCCAACCCGGAUCGCUUCAAUCCGGACCACUUUAUGGUGGAUGCGUCCUCGGCCCAAAAGCCGCGCCAUCCCUUCGCCUACAUUCCGUUCAGUGCGGGGCCGAGGAACUGUAUCGGGCAGAAGUUCGGGGCGCUCGAGGCGAAGGCAGUGCUGGUAGCCGUGCUGCGGCAGUACCGGGUCGAGGCGGUCGAUCGGCGCGAAAAUCUUACGCUGUACGGUGAGCUGGUGCUCCGGUCGAAGGAUGGACUGCGGAUACGCAUAACGAAGCGGAAGUAAUGUAUACGAUGUGUGCUGUUGGAAGCCUUACGAAUAGAUGGGUUUCUAUGUUGGAGAGCAAUGAGAGCGUCAAGAAAGUAUCAUCUCAGAACAU